Molecule: messenger RNA, 2673 nt
Organism: Pipistrellus kuhlii (Kuhl's pipistrelle)
Lineage: Eukaryota; Metazoa; Chordata; Mammalia; Chiroptera; Vespertilionidae
Gene: HID1
Product: HID1 domain containing
Exons: 19
Coding region: 116-2482 (788 amino acids)
Cellular component (GO): Golgi trans cisterna; membrane; Golgi medial cisterna
Source: RefSeq, a predicted model, not a curated record
GCUCCUGCGAGAGCAGCGGGGGCCGCGGAGCUGGAGCCGGAGCCGGAGCUGGAUCCCGAGCCGGGGCCGGGGCGGGAGCCGGGGCCGGGGCCGGGCCGGAGCGGGCUCCAGCGAUAUGGGGUCGGCCGACUCCAAGCUGAAUUUCCGAAAGGCGGUGAUCCAGCUCACCACCAAGACGCAGCCCGUGGAAGCCACCGAUGACGCCUUCUGGGACCAGUUCUGGGCGGACACGGCCACCUCGGUGCAGGACGUCUUCGCGCUGGUGCCGGCGGCGGAGAUCCGGGCCGUGCGGGAGGAGUCGCCCUCCAACCUGGCCACUCUGUGCUACAAGGCCGUGGAGAAGCUGGUGCAGGGCGCGGAGAGCGGCUGCCACUCGGAGAAGGAGAAGCAGAUCGUCCUGAACUGCAGCCGCCUGCUCACCCGCGUGCUGCCCUACAUCUUCGAGGACCCGGACUGGAGGGGCUUCUUCUGGUCCACGGUGCCCGGCGCCGGGCGAGGCGAGGGGGAAGACGAUGACGAGAAUGCCCGGCCCCUGGCCGAGUCCCUGCUCCUGGCCAUCGCCGACCUGCUCUUCUGCCCGGAGUUCACCGUGCAGAGCCACCGCAGGAGCACGGUGGACCUGGCGGAGGACAUGCACUCCCUGGACAGCUGUGAAUACAUCUGGGAGGCGGGCGUGGGCUUUGCGCACUCGCCCCAGCCCAACUACAUCCACGACACCAACCGGACGGAGCUGCUGAAGCUGCUGCUGACCUGCUUCUCUGAGGCCAUGUACCUGCCUCCGGCUCCGGACAGCGACGGCAGCAACCCGUGGGUGCAGUUCUUCUGUUCCACAGAGAACAGACACGCCCUGCCCCUCUUCACCUCCCUGCUCAACACCGUGUGUGCCUAUGACCCCGUGGGCUACGGCAUCCCCUACAACCACCUGCUCUUCUCCGACUCCCGGGAGCCGCUGGUGGAGGAGGCCGCCCAGGUGCUCAUCGUCACCUUGGACCACGACAGCGCCGCCAGCGCCGGCCCCACCGUGGACGGCACCACCACGGGCACCGCCAUGGACGACGUGGAUCAGCCUCCAGGGCCCGAGAACCUGUUUGUGAACUACCUGUCCCGGAUCCAUCGAGAGGAGGACUUCCAGUUCAUCCUCAAGGGCAUAGCGCGGCUGCUGUCCAACCCCCUGCUGCAGACCUACCUGCCCAACUCCACCAAGAAGAUCCAGUUCCACCAGGAGCUGCUGGUCCUCUUCUGGAAGCUCUGCGACUUCAACAAGAAAUUCCUCUUCUUUGUGCUGAAGAGCAGCGACGUGCUGGACAUCCUGGUCCCCAUCCUCUACUUCCUCAACGACGCCCGAGCGGACCAGUCUCGGGUGGGCCUGAUGCACAUCGGGGUCUUCAUCCUGCUGCUUCUGAGCGGGGAGCGCAACUUCGGGGUGCGGCUCAACAAGCCCUACUCGGUGCGCGUGCCCAUGGACAUCCCGGUCUUCACGGGCACCCAUGCGGACCUGCUCAUUGUGGUGUUCCACAAGAUCAUCACCAGCGGGCACCAGCGGCUGCAGCCGCUCUUCGACUGCCUGCUCACCAUCGUGGUCAACGUGUCCCCCUACCUCAAGAGCCUGUCCAUGGUGGCGGCCAACAAGCUGCUGCACCUGCUGGAGGCCUUCUCCACCACCUGGUUCCUCUUCUCGGCCGCCCAGAACCACCACCUGGUCUUCUUCCUGCUGGAGGUCUUCAACAACAUCAUCCAGUACCAGUUUGACGGCAACUCCAACCUGGUGUACGCCAUCAUCCGGAAGCGCAGCGUCUUCCACCAGCUGGCCAACCUGCCCUCCGACCCGCCCGCCAUCCACAAGGCCCUGCAGCGGCGCCGCAAGGCGCCCGAGCCCCUGUCCCGCUCCGGCUCCCAGGAGGGCGCCUCCAUGGAGGGCUCUCGGCCCGCCGCCCCCGCCGAGCCUGGCACCCUCAAGACCAGCCUGGUGGCCACCCCAGGGAUUGAUAAGCUGACGGAGAAGUCCCAGGUGUCCGAGGAUGGCACCCUGCGGUCCCUGGAGCCUGCGCCCCCCCAGAGCCCCGAGGACGGCAGCCCGGCUGACGAGGAGCCCAGCCCGACGUGGCGGGAGCAGCGGCGACCGUCCAGCGCGUCAGCCAGUGGCCAAUGGAGCCCCACGCCGGAGUGGGUCCUCUCCUGGAAGGCCAAGCUGCCGCUGCAGACCAUCAUGCGGCUGCUCCAGGUGCUGGUGCCCCAGGUGGAGAAGAUCUGCAUCGACAAGGGCCUGACGGACGAGUCGGAGAUCCUGCGCUUCCUGCAGCAUGGCACCCUGGUGGGGCUGCUGCCCGUGCCCCACCCCAUCCUCAUCCGGAAGUACCAGGCCAACUCGGGCACAGCCAUGUGGUUCCGCACCUACAUGUGGGGCGUCAUCUACCUGAGGAAUGUGGACCCGCCCGUCUGGUAUGACACGGACGUGAAGCUGUUUGAGAUCCAGCGGGUGUGAAGAUGGAAACCUGCAGGGCCAGGGGCCAGGAGAGGGUGGGGGGCCCUGGACCCCCCAUCCUUCCCCCCACACCCCGACCCACCGACCGUUCGGAGCUUUAACGUGCUAUGACCAGGCUGGGGCUGGCAGAGACGGAGCCCGGUGGCAGCUCCCAGAGGCCGGGGAUCGGCUCCGACCUUCCCGAACUCCCC